Messenger RNA from Sturnus vulgaris (Common starling), 706 nucleotides. It is a transcript of the gene ARL14EPL, whose product is annotated as ARF like GTPase 14 effector protein like. NCBI's taxonomy places the organism in Eukaryota, Metazoa, Chordata, Aves, Passeriformes, Sturnidae. Gene Ontology annotation, cellular component: intracellular membrane-bounded organelle. The record is from RefSeq and is a predicted model, not a curated record.
AUGUGCAUAUUUCACAAGGGUGGUCAAAUGAGUGAUCUCGUGGAAGAAAACUGCAAGAAAAGCUAUUCUUCCCAGGAAACAUCUGCAGAAAAAAAUAUGUCUCCUGCUAAGGACAGCUCAACAAGACACAAAAAAUUGAUGAAGCUAAAGAACAAAACACAUAAUUCUGCCUCUUACAUGGCAACUUGCAAACUCCGUGCUGCUGUACCAGAGCCAUGUGUUCAGAGUCAUGAUUCCUCCAUCUCCAGUCAGGAUGCACAGUCGCAAAAACUUGAGAAACAAUUAAAAUGCUUAGCCUUUCAAAAUCCAGGACCUCAGGUAGCUGACUUCAAUCCUGAAACUAGACAGCAGAAAAAGAAAGCAUACAUAUCACAGAUGAAACAAAAUUUUUUUAAUAACUCCAAAUUUAUAAGGAAGUAUGACAAACAUGGCAGGCUGCUUUGUAAUGACAUAGACUUAUGUGAUUGCCUGGAAAUGGACUGCCUGGGUUGCUUCUAUCCUUGCCCCAAAUGCAACUCAAACAAAUGUGGAUCAGAAUGCCGCUGCAACAGAAAAUGGGUUUAUGAAACGAUUGAGACGGAAGCUGGAGAUGUGAUCAGUGCGCUGCCAUUUUUUGUCCCUGACUGAUUAUGUUCUGUUAGUUUUUGUGCCUGAACACUGUUCUUUGUUCUUCAUGUUUUAUUAAAAUAAAUCUUGGUUUUAUGAA